Molecule: messenger RNA, 3667 nt
Organism: Hippocampus zosterae (dwarf seahorse)
Lineage: Eukaryota; Metazoa; Chordata; Actinopteri; Syngnathiformes; Syngnathidae
Gene: emilin1a
Product: elastin microfibril interfacer 1a
Exons: 12
Coding region: 258-3323 (1021 amino acids)
Molecular function (GO): protein binding
Source: RefSeq, a predicted model, not a curated record
GCAUGAAAGUUUCCACUUGGUUCUUUCUCGGCGUCUGAAUGAGUAGUUGCCACACGAACACAGUUCCAUCUGUUGAGCGCCGGUUCGAAGUUUAAAAAAAAAAAAAAGAAAAAUGCACGUGACUGUCCUCCGAGGAGCUUCUCAUCAUAUGACGCCACCGUUUUUCAGCUGUCGAUAACGACGGAGAGGUUUUUUUUUUCUUUCUUUCUUUCUUGGAUUAAUUUUAGACUGUCAGGUUUGUUUCACCGGAGCCGAGGAUGGAGACGCUGUUUUAUCUGCUCGUCCUCGCUUCGGCCCGGCUGUCUUGGGGGCUCGGAUACGCGGAGCCCGCGGUCCUAAGUGGGCAGAGGGCGGCGAGCAGACACCGGAACUGGUGCGCUUACGUGGUGACGCGCACCGUUAGCUGCGUGAUGGAGGACGGCGUGGAGACGUAUAUCAAACCGGACUACCAGCGCUGUACCUGGGGCCAGUGUCCUCGAGUGGCAUACCGGACGUACAGGAGGCCGAGGUACAAGGUGGCUUAUAAGAUGGUGACAGAAAUGGAGUGGAAAUGUUGCCACGGAUACUCCGGGGAGGACUGUCUCCAGGGGCCGGUCAACAGCGGGCGACCGCUCGUCACACAGACGGGACACACGCAAGACGGCGGACUGAGUGGAAAUGGCGACAGUGAAAAGGUCCGAAAACUGGAGGAAACCAUCAACGGCCUCGCCAAAGACCUCCGCAACAUUCAGACCUCCGUUCGCGAUCUAAACCAGAAGUUUUCGGUACUAAACGGAGCGAUUGUACCAGCUGAUUCAGCCCAACCGCACAUGAAGGAAACGAUCAACGACAUCCACACAAAGCUGGACCAUCUGUAUAAUAGGACACAGGUCCACGAUCAGACCCUGCUCCACAUUAAUAACCAUUUAGAGAACGGAGCGGGGAACGACCUGGAUGGAGCGGCCGUCGCAGGACACCAGCCGAACGCGCUCAAAGAGCAAAUACUGACGGAGCUGGAGAGAAGGGUCACUCUGUCGUGCUCUGCCUGCCAGGCCGGUGUCGAGAAUCUGAGGCGGCAGCAAGAGGAGGACAGAGAACGGGUGAGGUCCCUGGAGAAGUUGAUCAGCUCCAUGGACCAACAUUUUAGGCGCAGCCUGCAAAUCAUUCGCGGUGAGACCGAACAGUCCCGCGCCUGCUGCAACACGGUCGCCGAGCUGGAGAAGAGAUUGUCGGAUCUGGAUGUCCGAGUCACCGCCACUUCCGGCAAGUGCGACACCAUAAAAGGGCGACUGGAUAAGGAGCUGGCCGGAAGCGGGGGAGGAAAGGGACGGGUGACGGAGGACCGGAUGAACGUCAAACUGAGAGACUUGGAGAAGAGAGUGAACAACACGGUGAGAAAAACGGAGCAAAGGUGCACCAACACGGGCAACAAUCUGAAGGACGGCGUCCAAAGAGACGUCACGCAGCUACGAAACACGCUCCUGAGUCAGCUGGAUGAUCAUCGCUUCAAAAUCGGAAAGCUGGAGCUCGACGUCGCCGUCCUCGGAGACACCGUAACGGACCACAGUCGACGUUUAGGCCAGCUGGAGAACGUCACGACUUUCCUGGACAGAACUUUAACAGCCACCACCGGAAUGUGCAACAACACUUGCGCCCGCAUCGGAAAAGACCAUCAAGCCGCAGACACAGUAAAAACCUUGGAAUGGAGGGUUGUGGCUAACCGAGGGGAAAUCCAGAAAUUCAACACGCGCUUAAAUGAUUUGUCUGUGUCAGGUGACUCGCUGGCCGACAGGAUCAUUAACCUGACGGACGACGUCAAAAAGAUCAUCGCCGUGACGGGCGAGGGCGGCGAGAACUUCAAUCGGAUUGCGGAGCAAGUCGAAACGCUAAACCGGGAGCGGGAAGACUGCUCCGUUUGCGGCAGCGUGGAGGAAGACUUGCGUUCGCUCGCCAACACCACCGCCACGGGCUUGGAAAAGUGUCGGACGGAGCUCGCCGACGUCCGCAGAAAGGUGGACUCGGGAGAAACGGCGUGCUCUCGGGUGUGUUCAGACCUCCGAGAAGAGGUGGGACGACUCCGAGAGGAGACGGAGAAGAGGGGCCAACGGUGCGAAAUCAACAUCCGGGAUUUGAGCGAUCGCUUAGACGGUCACGGUGACCACAACGGAAGAUUAGGAGGGGAUCUGAAGUCCAUCCGAGGAGAGCUAUCUCAGGUCAUGCUCACAUUCCGCUCCAUUAAUGACACUCUGAAGAGCGUGGAUACAAGGAUACGGACACACGGCUACACGCUGGACGAUCUGACCGACUCCGAGGACAGGAUCCGUUCGGAGGUGGACAAUUUGAAGGACGAUCUGGCCGAGCACGUCGAUGACUCAGCCGCUCGAUUCGCCAGCCUCGGCAAAGACGUGGAAGUGAUCAGGAGUAACCACGUGACGGAAGUCGGCGAGUGUCGGCGGGCGAGCGACGGCCUCCGACGUCGUCUCGACAAGGUGGAAGGACUGUGUGGACGUUUCGACUCUUUUUCUGACAGUUUGCGGAGGAUCAAGGAGGGCCUGGACAAGCAUGUGACUGGUCUGUGGACUUGUGUCAACGGACUCAACGAAACGGUCGCAUCUCAAGGGCAGCUCAUCGAUAAUAUUCACAACGUCCAGCUUGAGAAAGUCCACUCUGGAAUACACCGACUGAAUUCAACUCUGCUCGACUUGGCGAAGGAGUUCCAUGAUUUCAUACGACAGGAUUUCAUGGGUCCACCGGGUCUACCUGGCCCCAAAGGUGAGCGAGGGCACUCUGGACCACAGGGAGUUACGGGACCCCAAGGAAAGGAGGGACCUCAGGGUGAACCGGGCAAACAAGGUCCAGCCGGACCCCCAGGUCUCCGAGGCGAACAGGGUCUCGCGGGGUCCGACGCCCACGUGCCACGACUUUCCUUCUCGGCCGCGCUCACCAGGCCAAUGAGGGGCGUCGGGACCAUUGCAUUCAACAAAGUUUUUGUCAAUGAGAAAAAUGUCUACAACCCCGGAACAGGUUACUUCACAGCUCCAGUGAGAGGGAACUACUUUUUCAGUGGAAUCCUGACCGGCCAUAAGAAUGUCAAGAUCGAAGCGGUGCUGUCCAAAUCCAACACCGGUGUUGCUCGAGUUGACUCGGCGGGAUAUCAGCCCGAAGGCUUGGAAAAGCCCAUGGCGGAAGCCAAACACAUCCCCGGAGCUCUGGCGGUCUUUAACAUCAUCCUGCCCAUGGAGGCGGGGGAGACCAUCUGUAUCGACCUGGUCAGCGGCAAGCUGGCGUACUCCUCGGAACCCUUGACCAUCUUCAGUGGGAUGUUACUCUAUGAGACCAUCUGAUUGGCUGGACACUGGUGACAUUUUCAGAGCGUGGACUCUUUUUUUUUGGGGGGGGGGGGUUGUUUGUUUGAAGAUGAAGCAACCGGGCGGUCACGGAGACUGAAAUGAUCCAAGAGGGUCUCUUUUGAGAGCGUUCUAUCAGGGACUUGCAUAUUCUGAACUUUAGUCAUCAUAUGUAAAUAAAACACGCUUACGCUUUGAAAGCAAUCAUUUGCGCUCCACCGCUUUAAGGACUUGAUAUCAAGUACAAAAGUACAUAUUCCUUGCCAAAACUUGAAUAUUAGUUUAUGAUAUAGUGGACUUCAGCUGCCGUUUCAAUGAAAUAAAAGGGGGUGGGGAGAGUG